Penicillium argentinense is the source of this 879-nucleotide messenger RNA. Its product is annotated as SGNH/GDSL hydrolase family protein. The record is from RefSeq and is a predicted model, not a curated record. The transcript is spliced from 5 exons. Gene Ontology annotation, molecular function: hydrolase activity, acting on ester bonds. Bases 1 to 879 code for a protein of 292 amino acids. NCBI's taxonomy places the organism in Eukaryota, Fungi, Ascomycota, Eurotiomycetes, Eurotiales, Aspergillaceae.
AUGAGAUAUUCUUUGCUUUGUCUUGCUGGGGCUGUCAUGGCUACUGCCAGACCCUUGGCGCAGUCAUCACCGACGUACUUUUUCACCUUUGGCGACUCCUACUCCCAGUCCAACUUCGACGUCAAUGGCACGCAACCAUCAGCCUCAAACCCGAUGGGAAAUCCGGAAUUGGGAACCGGAACAACUGGCGGAGGCAUCAACUGGGUCGGAUACCUGACAACUGUCGACAACAGCUCGCUCGUCCUGAACUAUAACCUGGCCAUUGGCGGAGCGACUAUCAGCAACAACCUCGUCUCAGUUGCGUACGAGGACAUGACCUCCCAAGUCGCCACAUUCGAGAAAUCAUACAGCGAGAAGCCGGAAUCUGCGCCCUGGUCUUCCAAGGAUGCAAUUUUUGGUUUCUGGAUUGGAAUCAACGAUGUCGGCAAUGCAUUCUGGCAGAACCAAUCCAGCGCCCUGGUUCCCAAUCUCAUGGACCAAUAUGAGUCACUCAUCAAGGAGAUCUACAAUGAUGGCGGACGCAAAUUCUUGUUCUUGAAUGUUCCUCCCACGAAUCGGAGUCCCUAUUUCAUUGACCAGGGUUCGGAUACGACGACGCAGCUUGCGGCUUGGAUUCAAGCGUACAAUGAUGGCCUUGCGAAUAUGGUGGAAACCUUCAAGUCUGAACAUAGCGAUGUCACGACUGUGAUAUAUGACACCCACAGCUUCAUGAACAAGGUUUUGGAUAGCCCUGUGAAAUAUGGAUAUCUGAAUGCUACAUGUAUUAAUGAUAAUGGGGAGUCCUGUGUCUGGUGGAAUAAUUAUCAUCCUGGUACUAAGUAUCAUAAGCUCCAGGCGGCGGAUAUGAAGUCGCACCUGAAGUCACUGGGUGCGUGGUAG